Messenger RNA from Oppiella nova, 1014 nucleotides. NCBI's taxonomy places the organism in Eukaryota, Metazoa, Arthropoda, Arachnida, Sarcoptiformes, Oppiidae. The record is from the annotation of a GenBank genome assembly.
AUGAAACUUACGAAAGGGGCAUACAAUUGGCUGCAAGAGCAAAUACGCAAGCUAGAAAAUAUUAUAAUAAAGAACGACGAAGUAGAGUGGCUGGCAAAAACUUGUCCGUAUCUUAGUACAGAAUAUCUUGAGUAUCUAAAGGGCUUCCACUUGCGGCCGGACGAGCAAGUGGAGCUUACAUUUACGCCGGAGACGAAUGGCGAGAGCGACGAUGUGGCCGGUGAUAUAUCGUUGACGGUUAGAGGGCUCUGGAUCGAGACGAUAUUAUAUGAGAUCCCGCUCCUCGCACUCGUUUCGGAAGCCUACUUCAAGUUCGUGGACAGGGAUUGGACCCACGAUGGACAAGUUCUCAAUGCGAAACACAAAGGUCUGGAGCUUAUAGAGAAUGGCUGUAUCUUCAGUGAAUUCGGCAGUCGAAGACGGCGGGACUACAAGACUCACGACCUCGUUAUUCAAGGGCUUGUCGAAGCUUCUAAGGAUGCCACGACAAAUGGGAAGGGUUGGAAGGGCAAGUUUACCGGCACAUCGAAUGUACAUUUUGCCAUGAAGCACGGCGUUCAACCGAUUGGCACCGUGGCGCAUGAAUGGUUCAUGGGUAUUGCGGCCAUAACCCAGGAUUACGCCAAUGCGAACGAGCUGGCGUUGCGAUACUGGACUGCAGCUUUUGGACGAGGCGUCCUCGCUAUCGCGCUAACAGACACCUUCGGCAGUUCGUCAUUCUUGAAAGCGUUCAAGAAACCCGCGGCGAAAAGCGGCUCCACCAAUGCUGCCGACAGCUCGAAAGAUCCGACGUACGCAGAGGUAUUUACAGGUGUACGACAGGACUCAGGGGAUCCGCUUGAAUAUCUGAAGCUUAUGGAAGAGUUCUACUCGUCUCAAGAUAUUACGGACAAGAAAGUCAUCGUGUAUUCUGAUUCACUCAAUUGUCAAAAGUGCAUUCAGUACAAGAACGCGACCGAUGCAGCAGGACUCACGCCUUCCUUCGGCAUUGGGACAUUCUUUACGAAUGACUUC